GAAGGUGUACGAUUGCACACAAUUCGUACAACGGUCAGUGAAAGUCGUAUGCAGGUGGCUCUGCAUCGAGAGGCGUCCAAGGCAGCCGCGAAGAUGGCAGACACUGCAUCUCAGGCGACUGUAUCAGAGCAGAGGCACGAGAAGGAGAAUGCCCGGGAAAGAUGGAUUUUAGCUGCGAAAGAGGUUUUGUUGCCAGCAACCUUGCAGGCGCCGCUCGCGCUACUCUCGCCUUGGAGCAGUUUAGCCGGCGUCGCCACAGCAGCGAUGCCUGGAUUGCCACCGCCACCAACGGCUAUGUUGCCACCUGGCUUGCAGGAGGAAGAGCCAUUCGCGGCUCUUAUCUUUCCGGGCUUCGACUCCGGGGCUUUCAUAUGGCAGAUCACCUGCUGGCAGGUCGCGGAGUUUGUGUUUUCCAUGUGGCUUGGCCACAAUCGUGCGAACCCAACGCCUUGUGUGCUCUACCAGCUGGGAGCCUCCUGGGGUCCUGCACUGGCGCGGGGUCAGAUUUGGCGCCUUGUUACGCCAGUGAUGUUACAUGCAAACCUGACUCACCUGCUCUUCAAUGUCUUCUUUCAGCUCCGCAUGGGCUUCGGAAUGGAGAGGCAAUUCGGGCGAGAUAAGAUGAUGAUGAUCUACUUUGCGUGCGGCCUUUUUGGGAAUCUCAUGAGUGUCGCAGUGGAUCCCUACAAGCUGGCCGUUGGCGCCUCCACGGCAGGGUUUGGACUGAUCGGUGUUUGGCUGGCGGAGAUUCUCCUUUCUUGGGAGAUCCUGGGGCCGGCACGGGAGCGGACGGUGAUCUGGAUUGUGUUCAUGAUGAUCUCUGUAACCACGAUGUCCUCUAUGACGCCCAACAUGGACAUCUUUGGGCACUUCGGAGGUGCACUGGGUGGAUUCCUCUUGUCCCUUGUUAUUAGCGACAUGAAGGAGGAGGAUCGACCGGAAUGGUACAGCCAGGUGCGCGCUGCAGCAGCCAUUGGUCUGCUGUUCUGUUUGUCCGGCGGGCUCGUGAAGGCCUUCCAUGUGAACCCGACAGAUCCCAUCCCAGACUGCCAAAUCUUCAAGUCCCUGAGCGACGUCCUGGAUAUGGCCUCCAAGACGUUGGGGAGUUCCUCCCAUCUGACAGCUGUGCAGUGAGUUUCACAGCUAGCCAGAGCUUCAGCUGCCUGAAGGUUGAGAGUUUCGGCCUAUCGUGCAUGGCAUUGUUGCG
This is a messenger RNA of Effrenium voratum, 1207 nucleotides long. The record is from the annotation of a GenBank genome assembly. Lineage: Eukaryota; Dinophyceae; Suessiales; Symbiodiniaceae.